UAUUUCAGUGACUGCGGGGAGCUGAUAAUCUGGGGAAGAGAGAUGCAUGCUCUGUUGAUAUCUGAGGAACUUGCAAAUGAUGUGGCUGGUGCCGAACUACUAAUUAAACGGCAUGAAGAGUAUAAGAGAGAGAUUGACAAGCACUGGGUCAAAUAUGAGGAUCUGCAAAGAACAGGAAACAAUUUCUUGGAGAAGCGUCACUUCAUGGCAGUGGAGAUUGGAGAAAAAGUUAAAGAGCUUUCAGAGCUGAUGGACCUGGUCUCUGAAACCUGGAAGAGGAGGAAGGAAAUCUAUGAAGAAAAUCUGGAGAUCCAGUUGCUGUUUAGAGAUAUAGAACAGGCUGAUGGGUGGCUGAACUCUAGAGAACCAUAUCUUCUUGAUAAAUACUAUGGGGAUUCUGUGGCCCACGUUGAAGAGCUGCUGAAGAAACAGGAGGACUUUGAAAAGAUGUUGAUGGCACAGGGGGAGAAGUUUGAAAUGCUGAAAAAGAUAACAAAGCGAGAGCAGAACUUACAUCGUGGGCACAUUGACCUACAAGAAAAGGAACAGAAAAAAACGGAGCCCUUCUUCCGGGUGCCUUCUCUAAAGAGGAAGACUUCUGAGAGAAGAUUGUUCCCUCCAAAACAGUUUGAUAGAGGAAGUACAAAGAGAUCUUCUCUGGAGCCACCGAGUUUCCUGCAGUCAAAGCCAACAAACAUCACUGGAACUUUUCCAAAAAUCUUUGAUUCCAAUGUCAACAAACCUGAAACAGCCAAGGAACCUGAAACAGUUACCUCCACAAAUCUUCUUGAUCUUAAGAUUCCUUCUUUGGACACGACUGUCUUGAUUUCUUCGCAGUCACCAGCAAUAACCCCCCAGCAGCCCUCUACACCAGCACAUACUUACCAGUUCUCCAAAAUUCCAGUCACAGAGACUAUCCUGGAUAGUGCCCCAUUCUUUUCUUUAGAAGACACCAGCCAUCAACCUCAAGGAGAAAGCCAAAUUAAAUCCACCACUGUACCAACAAAAUACUCAGUGAAUGCUGCCCCUUCCUCAAAGAUUGUCCACAGCACUGAUUUGAAGGUCGCACCUUUGAUUGAACUCGGAGAUGUACUUUCAAAUACCCCAGUUCUGCCUACACCAGCUCCUAAAAUCACUUCUGUCUCCAUUUCGGAAGUGAAGGCUCAGCCUCCAACAGAGCUUAAACUGGACUUCCCAAAUGUACCUUCAAAAACACCAGAUUGGUCACCAAAAUCCCCUUUGACUCCCACUUUUGAGAGGACUGUGAAUGGAUUCUUGGAGGCUAAACAGAAAUUUCUGCCAGGUGGAAAGACAAACCCAGUCACCUCCUGGAAUUCUUACUACAUUACACUACGUGACCAGACAAUGAGCUUCUACUACGCCAAGAAGGAUGAAUCCAAGAAUGAAACUGCAAUUCCAUCAGUUAGCAUGGUUGAUGCCAUCUGUGAGAAAAUAAAGGAUUCACCAGACAAAGUG
Molecule: messenger RNA, 1476 nt
Organism: Staurois parvus
Lineage: Eukaryota; Metazoa; Chordata; Amphibia; Anura; Ranidae
Source: the annotation of a GenBank genome assembly